Messenger RNA from Procambarus clarkii (red swamp crayfish), 2058 nucleotides. Lineage: Eukaryota; Metazoa; Arthropoda; Malacostraca; Decapoda; Cambaridae. The record is from RefSeq and is a predicted model, not a curated record.
AUGAGGGCGCUGGCCUCUUGUGUACGACCACAGCUGGCCCGUAAGGGCGCUGGCCUCUUGUGUACGGCCACAGCUGGCCAUGAGGGCGCUGGCCUCUUGUGUAUAUACCCGCGGCAAGCCACGAGAGCGCGGGUUCAACAGCGUUACCAAAGUAUGUGGCCAGCGGCCGAGGAGGUGUGGCCAGCGGCCGAGGGGGUGUGGCAAGCGGCCGAGGGAGUGUGGCAAGCGGCCGAGGGGGUGUGGCCAGCGGCCGAGGAGGUGUGGCCAGCGGCCGAGGAGUAUAGAAAAUGGCUAUUAAUCCCCCUUAAACUUCGCUGUGGACCUUACCUCAGACAGCUUAGUGAAGACGUGUUCAAAGUACCUGAAGGCUACCGACUUGUGAAACAAAAGGAUCUGGCUGGUGGCACGGUGACUGGUGGCACUGUGGCUGGUGGCACUGUAGCUGGUGGCACGGUGACUGGUGGCACUGUGGCUGGUGGCACUGUAGCUGGUGGCACUGUGGCUGGUGGCACUGUGACUGGUGGCACUGUAGCUGGUGGCACGGUGACUGGUGGCACUGUGGCUGGUGGCACUGUAGCUGGGGGUACUGUGGCUGGUGGCACUGUAGCUGGUGGCACGGUGACUGGUGGCACUGUGGCUGGUGGCACUGUAGCUGGUGGCACUGUGGCUGGUGGCACUGUGACUGGUGGCACUGUUGCUGGUGGCACGGUGACUGGUGGCACUGUGGCUGGUGGCACUGUAGCUGGGGGUACUGUGACUAGUGGCACUGUAGCUGGGGGUACUGUGACUAGUGGCACUGUAGCUGGGGGUACUGAGGCUGGUGGCACUGUGGCUUGUGGCACUGUGGCUGGUGGCACUGUGGCUGGUGGCACUGUGGCUGGUGGCACUGUGACUGGUGGCACUGUAGCUGGGGGUACUGUGACUGGUAGCACUGUGGCUGGUGGCACUGUGGCUGGUGGCACUGUGGCUGGUGGCACUGUGACUGGUGGCACUGUAGCUGGGGGUACUGUGGCUAGUGGCACUGUGACUGGUGGCACUGUGGCUGGUGGCACUGUGGCUGGUGGCACUGUGGCUGGUGGCACUGUGGCUGGUGGCACUGUAGCUGGGGGUACUGUGACUGGUGGCACUGUGGCUGGUGGCACUGUGACUAGUAGCACUGUAGCUGGGGGUACUGAGGCUGGUGGCACUGUGGCUUGUGGCACUGUGGCUGGUGGCACUGUGGCUGGUAGCACUGUGACUGGUGGUACUGUGACUGGUGGCACUGUGGCUGGUGGCACUAUAGCUGGUGGCACUGUGGUGGCACUUUCAAUUGUUCUCACGUGCCAAUUCUCUAUCGGAUCUGGCCAUAAAGUUGUGGGUGGAGGUGGCUUCCACAACCUCCGCUUGUUUGACAUUGAGUGCAAGUGGCUGUUAAGUGGUGUUGUCCAGGAGAGUAAUACAAGCUUGUGUAUGACGAGUGAGAAUUCAAAGCAGACGAGUGAGAAUUCAACGCAGACGAGUGAAAAUUCAACGCAGACGAGAGAGAAUUCAACGCAGACGAGUGAGAAUUCAAAGCAGACGAGUGAGAAUUCAACGCAGACGAGUGAGAAUUCAACGCAGACGAGUGAGAAUUCAAAGCAGACGAGUGAGAAUUCAACGCAGACGAGUGAGAAUUCAACGCAGACGAGUGAGAAUUCAACGCAGACGAGUGAGAAUUCAACGCAGACGAGUGAGAAUUCAACGCAGACGAGUGAGAAUUCAAAGCAGACGAGUGAGAAUUCAAAGCAGACGAGUGAGAAUUCAAAGCAGACGAGUGAGAAUUCAAAGCAGACGAGUGAGAAUUCAAAGCAGACGAGUGAGAAUUCAACGCAGACGAGUGAGAAUUCAAAGCAGACGAGUGAGAAUUCAACGCAGACGAGUGAGAAUUCAACGCAGACGAGUGAGAAUUCAACGCAGACGAGUGAGAAUUCAACGCAGACGAGUGAGAAUUCAAAGCAGACGAGUGAGAAUUCAACGCAGACGAGUGAGAAUUCAACGCAGACGAGUGAGAAUUCAACGCAGACUUGUGAAUUCGGUUGA